AUGGACCAGUCUAUCAUUCGCAUCUCCAAGGAGCUGGGUGACAUCCAGAAGAACUGUGACUUGUCGCUCGCCGUAGCAUGUCGCGACAUCGAUGUUCGCAAUGUAAAGGCCCUGAUCAUGGGUCCCCAUGAGACUCCCUAUGAAUUUGGGUUCUUCGAGUUUGCCAUUCGGUUCCACAAAGAAUACCCUUCCAGAUCCCCGAGUGUAAUUUGUAUCACCACAAACGGGGGACGUUGUCGCUUCAACCCCAAUGUAUACAGCAAUGGGAAAGUCUGUCUAUCAAUUCUAGGAACAUGGCGUGGGGAGCGUGGAGAGGAGUGGUCAUCUGCGCAAGGACUUGAAUCAAUCCUAUUAUCCAUCCAAAGUCUCCUAUCGUCUAACCCCUACGAAAACGAACCGGGCUUCGAGGAUGCCAACGACGAAAGCGACAAGAAAAACCAAAAGGACUAUAUUCAAAAGAUUCGACACGAGACACUACGUAUCAGUGUCAUCCAACGUCUGGAAGGCUAUCUUGGAAUGAACCCCGGUGGCACCCAGUUGCACAGUCUUCCAGGAGCGGAUGACAUGGAUGAUGAUGACAUUGACGAGGCCACCGUCCCCUUCGAGCCUUUCAGAGACCUGUGCAAACGCCGCUUUCUUUGGUAUUACGAAUCAUACCUCGCUGCGAUCGAAAAAGGCAUAUCAGAGACCAAGCCCAACCAGCCUUUUGCAAGAAUGCCGUUCGAGUCGCCAGGAAACAACUCAAUGGAUGGGAAAUUCAACUAUCCCGAGCUCGGAACCCGCCUGCACACCAUCAAGGCUGCUAUCGACGCUGAGCCUGAGAGAUGGGCCGCGGAGGGCCUGGAAGCUAAGAAGAAGGAGACAACUGUUGCUGUUAAUCUUCAGCAUCAGUUCGAGCAGGUUGUUGAAGUAUUCAAACGAGGCGAUAUGCCACAUGACGUUUUUCUCGAGAACGAGAACCCCUUCGUCUGGGUCAUAACCUAUUUCGGACGUCCUAUGACCAACCUCGACGGUGGUUUGUUCAGAAUUAAAAUGAACUUCAGCGUCCGUUUCCCCGAAGAGCAACCUCGUGUCAAGUUCGAGACCAAGAUCUUUCACCACCACAUCGCUGCAGACGGUACAGCAUGCUACACUCCAAAUCCAAUGAAAAGGGAAGAUGUACGAUCACACAUUGAUGCCAUCUUUGCGAUCCUUGAAGAUGAUGAGCCAGCCUAUGACCCACGCAAAAUUGUGAACCCGGAAGCGACCAAGAUGUACUGGGGAGGAAGCCCAGACGACAAAAAGAAGUACAACCGACGGCUUCGCCGAUCCGUACAGCAGAGCAUGGAGGACUUCCCAGAGUAA
Molecule: messenger RNA, 1344 nt
Organism: Fusarium subglutinans
Lineage: Eukaryota; Fungi; Ascomycota; Sordariomycetes; Hypocreales; Nectriaceae
Product: ubiquitin-conjugating enzyme
Exons: 9
Coding region: 1-1344 (447 amino acids)
Source: RefSeq, a predicted model, not a curated record